AUGUCUAGACGAAUUGGACCGCAGUAUCUCAGAAGUUUCAGUGUUGGUGCGAUUCCAUUUCUGAACGAUAGCAUGAGCUAUCGUGUGACCGAAGAUAAUCCCAACGACCUUCCCAAUGUGUACCAGCGUUCCACGUCCCGGGUGUCCACCAAUGGGAACUAUGAGAACAACCUUACGCUACCGUCGGCUACGCCAGUGUACUCCCGAAGCAAGAGUGACCUGAAUCUAGCCAGCAGCGAUACGGUGAGCAAUUCUCCAACCACUUCCAGUGGAUAUAUUGAUCCCCGGAAUUUAGAGUAUACGACGACUACGAUGGUCCCGCUGCAACGGCUGACGACGGAAAGUAUGCGAAGGGCUGCAUCGAUUCUGCCACCGAUCCCACCGAGAUCUUCCCGGGACUAUGAUAACAGGCUGGAUGGACUGGCUCAUCGUAGAGCCAAUUCCGAAUCCAAUAAUCAGUAUGACAUUUCAAAGAGCAUAGCCGAAUCGGCCAUGGACAUUUCCCUGUUGACAGCGAAUGCCAACCAACUAAGGCUUCUGAUAACCUACAACCAAGGCUCGCAAACCUACAUGGCUUGCAUAACGUUCAUCAUCAUGUCGCUGGUUCUGCAAAUGUUGGUUGCCGUCACCAUGAUUAUUGUUUCGUUGAUGAAACAAAAUCUUUUGGAAACAACCCGUCAGAAGCUGAAGAUCAUAACCUCGGUUGGAGUGGCGGUUAUUACGAUGAUUAAUAUCCUAGUGGCGUCGCUGGUGGUGGCGGAAACACCCGCAACGGUCAUUUCCGGCGGUGGUGGUACUUUUAUGAGGAUGGAAACUCUUCCGAACGUUGCUGCCAGUAGUACGACUGCGAUGCCAAUAACCAUGACCACUGGCAGCACUAUGGAAUCUAUGUUGGAAGCUGGCUUCAGUACCGUGGCCUCGAAUAUCCUAGCCAAUGUAACGGGAAUGCGAUGA
This is a messenger RNA of Ochlerotatus camptorhynchus, 954 nucleotides long. RefSeq lists its product as uncharacterized. The record is from RefSeq and is a predicted model, not a curated record. The transcript is spliced from 3 exons. Gene Ontology annotation, cellular component: membrane. Bases 1 to 954 code for a protein of 317 amino acids. Lineage: Eukaryota; Metazoa; Arthropoda; Insecta; Diptera; Culicidae. Gene Ontology annotation, biological process: tissue regeneration; cell adhesion.